This is a messenger RNA of Penicillium hordei, 1659 nucleotides long. RefSeq lists its product as uncharacterized. The record is from RefSeq and is a predicted model, not a curated record. Gene Ontology annotation, molecular function: catalytic activity. Gene Ontology annotation, biological process: nucleoside metabolic process. Lineage: Eukaryota; Fungi; Ascomycota; Eurotiomycetes; Eurotiales; Aspergillaceae. The transcript has 3 exons. The coding region runs from base 1 to 1659 and encodes 552 amino acids.
AUGCGACCAAGAGAUACAAGCGAAUUCGGGAUCGCUAUCAUCUGCGCUCUCCCACUCGAAGCCGACCCCAUCGAAGCCCUUUUUGACGAAGCAUACGAUCGAUUUAGCAAGAUAUACGGAAAGCAGCCCGGGGACCAGAAUACAUACAUAACAGGCAGAAUCGGUCUGCAUAAUGUCGUGUUAUGCUACAUGCCAGGCAUAGGUCGAAGUCCAGUUGCCAGUGUGGCUUCAAGUCUUCGGAUCAGCUUUACAGGAGUCCAACUCGCGCUUGUUGUUGGGAUCUGCGGUGCUGCUCCGUACCCUUCAAAUCGAAAGCAAAUUUUCCUCGGAGAUGUCAUUAUUAGCGACUCGAUCGUUCAAUACGAUUUCGGCAGACAAUACCCGGGCGGGUUCGACCGAAAGAAGGGCGUCAGGGACAUAUUAGGUCGACCAAGCCAGGAGAUCAGGGCUUUGCUGAACAGUCUACAAAGACGGCGCUCUCUGUUAGAGUUCAAGGACGAGACUUCGCAGUAUCUUGAUUUUGAAUCCUCAUUUGCACAUAAGCAUUAUACCUCGGUCCUAUCUUCAAGAUGGCGAUCAGAAGAACUCUAUGAACUCCAAACACAGCUUCUCCGGGUUAGCAUCUAUGAGCGUAUUGUCGUUUUACAGGGUCCGCCUGGAAUCGGAAAAUCUUCGCUGGCGGCUCAAUAUGUGGAAGAGUUCUUUGAAAACUACUCGGCCAUAUUCUGGCUUGAUGCCUCGUCCCCAUCACAUCUUGAGCGCAGCUUUUCGAAGGCUAGAGCUCAGAUUCAACAGGAGAGUCAUUAUGUGGGUCCUAUUGAAAGGGUUCACAAUGGAAUUUUGUCUUGCCACGAUUCAUAUCACCGCUAUGCGAGAAAUUCAUCCCCGGGCAUCCGGAGCGUUUGUGCGAGGGGCGAGGACGUCCAAGCUGUUCAGCGCUGGCUUAGCAGAAAGAAUAAUAAUCAUUGGCUUCUGAUCUUUGACAAUUAUCCCUCUAUGAUGGAUUCCGAUGAGAAUGAUGAAAGGCCUUUGAUCGAGCGUUUCUUUCCUGAUGCGCGACAUGGCCACAUGGUUGUUACAACGAGAUCAUCUCUCCCUUUAGGCCAUACCAUUCGACUUGAAAAGAUCAAAUGUGCCGAUGAAGGUCUCAAAAUUCUAGCAGGAUCCUCGGGAAAACAUUAUGUUUUAAGAGGGGAUAGCUGUCGUAGUUACCUCGAUCUCCUCGAGCAAAAUUGGUCCCAAGUACAGGAACAGAAUCCUCGACUGCCAUCCUACGGUGGGAACUUGGAUUCUUGCUGGGAGGUUGCAUUUGCUGCCCUCAGAGACUCGCCUGACGUACAUAUGGGUUUCAGCUCAUGGGUCAUUCUUGACAGCUCGGAUGCCUGGUUUGAGCUUUUUGCACGAAAGGGAACCGAUAAAAUAAAGUUCAAUCGGGCGAUGAUGUUACUUCGCAACUAUGGAGUUGUAGAACACGGCCCCAUCCCAUCUGAUGAAACACUCGGCUCUCGUGGGUACAAUAUGCAAAAGACUUUCCAUACCUGGUUGCAAAAUCGCUUCCACCAGGUCACACCUACUCUGCCAUGCUGGGCAGUUGAUCGCAUCUUGGAUUCUUCUCGAAAGGUCAUCGAUAGUGGUACAUACUUUGAAGGGCUAGUUUGA